CGCGCAUUCGCGUAGGCACUUCUGCUUUCCCGUUUGCUCGUCUUUCAAUGUAGUCUCCUACUUGGGACCUGCUCACUCCCGUCCUCUCUUCAACACAUCGACCGGCAUCAUGCCGUCUCAACAAGCAGCCGAUACGAUUCGCAUACUUGUGGCCACUGACAACCAUGUCGGCUACAAUGAACGCGAUCCCGUUCGUGGCAACGAUAGCUGGCAGACUUUCGACGAAAUCAUGCAGCUCGCCAAGACUCGCGACGUCGAUAUGGUUCUCCUCGCAGGUGACCUUUUCCAUGAGAACAAGCCCUCUCGACAAGCCAUGUACCAAGUCAUGCGAAGUUUACGCGAGAACUGCUUCGGUGACAAGCCGUGCGAGCUGCAGAUGCUGAGCGACAGCAGCGAACACUUUGCUGGUGCCUUCAAUCACGUCAACUACGAUGACGAGAACAUCAAUGUGGCCAUACCAGUCUUUUCAAUCCACGGCAAUCACGACGACCCUUCUGGCGAAGGGCACCUUGCCGCUCUUGACAUCCUUCAAGCUGCGGGAUUGCUAAACUACUACGGAAGAACACCAGAAUCAGACAACAUACAUAUCAAGCCGGUCCUGCUUCAAAAAGGGCAAACCAAACUUGCUCUGUACGGCAUGAGCAACGUUCGUGACGAGCGACUCUUUCGGACAUUCCGAGACGAGCAGGUCAAGUUCUACCAACCAUCGCGACAAACAGGAGACUGGUUCAACAUCAUGAGCGUGCAUCAGAAUCACCAUGCAUACACUGAGACGUCAUAUCUGCCUGAACGAUUCAUCCCAAGCUUCAUGGAUCUGGUCAUUUGGGGCCACGAACACGAGUGCAAGAUUGAGCCUGAAGAGAAUCCGGAGAUGGGCUUCAAGGUCAUGCAGCCUGGCUCGUCAGUGGCAACGUCACUCGUCAAAGGCGAAGCCGUUCCCAAACACGUUGCCAUUGUGAGCGUAACUGGGCAGGAGUACGAAACCGAAUCUAUCAGAUUGAAGACCGUGCGGCCUUUCAUCGUCAAGGAGAUUGCAUUGAAGGACUAUCCCGAAGCGUGCGAAAUUGCCAUGUCUAACAAAGCCGACAAACGUGGUGAAGUGUCCAAAUUUCUCGCCAAGAUCGUCUACGAGCUCAUUGAGGAGGCGAAGCAGGAGUGGUAUGAGAUUCAAGACGAAGGAGAUGUGGAUGAGGAGGAUGAGCCUCCAAAGCCAAUUGUCCGGCUUCGGGUCGAGACAACACCACCUGAAGGUGGGACAUUCGACGUUGACAACCCACAGCGCUUCUCUGGACGUUUCGCAGACGUAGUUGCGAAUGCUACAGAUGUGGUACAGUAUCAUCGCAAACGCACGGCUAUCGGCCGGAAGAAGGUGGAUGCUGAUGUACCCAACAUCGACGAUCAGCAGUUCGUCAACAAGAGCGGGGCCAUCGACACGGCUGGGGUGCAUAAACUGGUCAAAGAGUACUUAGGUAUUCAAUCUCUGAGCAUUCUCCCCCAGAACACCUUCAGCGAGGCCGUCUCUCAAUUUGUGGACAAGGACGACAAAUUUGCAAUGCACGAAUUCGUUGAUGAAUACCUGAAGAAGCAACAAGAUGCUCUGAUGGAGACUCAAGGGGACCGCGAGGGCGGCGAGCUGAUGGACGAUGACUUGAUGGAGGCGACCCUCGAGAAAAACCGCCAGAUCCUUGAAGAAGCGCACGAUAAGGGCGAGCGUAAGACGAAGAAUUGGAAGGCAACUCGAAACCCCCGGCCAGAUGACUGGGAUAGCGAUGAGCAAGGGCAAUCUUGGGAGGACUCUAUCUUGUCGUGGAUUGGUCCUGAAGGAGCCGAAGGUCAGGAGGACAAUGACGACGACGACGAUGCCGCGAGCGUUGCGUCAAGUGCUCGUCCCGCAAGAGGGCGAGGCAGUCGGGGCGGCAGAGGUGGCAAAGCUGCGGGUGGUACAACCCGUAAGACUACCGCUGCUGCAGCCAAGAAAGCCCCAGCAAAGACAACGACAGCGGCUCGUGGCAAGAAGAAGCCGGUAUCGGAUGACGAAGAUGUGAUUAUGCUCGACGAUGACGAUGAUGAGGCGGAUAACGACAGUCUGCUCUUUGUGAGCCAGGCUUCGCGCACGCAGCGCUCGGCCAGUCCACCGAAGAAAGCCCCAGCACGUGCAACAACUCGCGGCAGAGGCCGAGGCGGAGCGGCGGCAAGCAGAGUGAAUGGCACACAGCAAACGCUGAGCUUCGGCACGCAGCCAAAGACCACGGCGAGGGCGAAUGGCACAGCCAAGCCGGCAGCGUCGAAGCGCCGUGAGCCUAGCGAUGACGAGAUCAGCGACGACGAUGCCUUUGAGACACCGCCCGCUGCACAGAGGAGUACGAGGACGGGCAGGAGGUGAUGACAGCGGGCCUGGUCGUUUGAGGGACACAAAUACAGAGGAGAACGGACUGGUUUUUGCAUUGCUCACAUUUUAGCGUAGCACAGCGUGGCGCGGGGC
Cercospora beticola is the source of this 2482-nucleotide messenger RNA. It is a transcript of the gene MRE11, whose product is annotated as MRX complex nuclease subunit. Gene Ontology annotation, cellular component: site of double-strand break; nucleus; Mre11 complex. The record is from RefSeq and is a predicted model, not a curated record. Gene Ontology annotation, molecular function: manganese ion binding; single-stranded DNA endonuclease activity; 3'-5'-DNA exonuclease activity. Lineage: Eukaryota; Fungi; Ascomycota; Dothideomycetes; Mycosphaerellales; Mycosphaerellaceae. Gene Ontology annotation, biological process: mitotic G2 DNA damage checkpoint signaling; telomere maintenance; mitochondrial double-strand break repair via homologous recombination.